GCUUUCUUCGCAAUUUCGAAGGUACAUACAUGGAUGAAGAUGGAGAGAAACGUGUCCUUGCCAAACAAUCAUGUUCUCCUGAAUCUUCCGACAAAAGAUCUGGUGAUGAAGUUGACUGGGUAAGAGAUUUGCCAGAAUCUUUGCUUUCUCAUGUUCUCCUGAAUCUUCGGACAAAAGAUGUGGUUAAGAGUAGUGUCUUAUCCAGAAAUUGGAGAAAUCUCUGGAGGUAUGUUCCUGGUUUGGAAUUGGAUUGUCGUGAUUUCACAGAACUCAAUGCUCUUGUGAGUUUUAUCGAUAACUUCCUAAGUUUCAACCAGGAGUCCUGUUUAAAAAAGUUUAGACUAAGAUUAUCUUGCUAUCUUGAUGGGGAUGAUGAGGAGGCUGAUAAUGCUCAUAUGGUGCGGUGGAUCAACGCUAUUGUUAAGCGGAACGUUCAGUAUCUCGAUCUUAUGUGGGAUGCAGUGGAGAUACCUCCAAUACUGUACAAGUGUGAGAGCUUGGUCUCUUUAAAGCUUUGCUCCGUAGUCUUGCCAAAUCUUGAGUUUGUUUCUUUACCGCUUGUCAAAGUUAUGGUUCUACAAUGGGUUAUGUUUGCAAAUGAUUUGGCUUUGGAAAAGCUUAUCUCAGGCUGCCUAGUUCUCGAAAGCUUAACGUUAUGCAAAAAUCCAAUGGACAACGUAAAAGUUUUACGUGUGAGCUCUCAGUCUCUAUUGAUCUUCAACUAUUACGGCCCCGGUGACAAUGAUCUUCAUGAUAAAGAUCUAGUAGUUGAAAUUGAUGCUCCCAAGCUCGAGGAUUUCAAGCUCUCUCAUCAAUUAACUGCAAGUUUCAUAAUAAAGAAUUCGAGGUCCCUUGUAGAGGCGGAUAUCUAUAUUGAGUUUAACUUUUGUCGGGGAAAAAAGUUUGAUCCUAAUGAUCUGCCAAAGAGAGAAAUUAUUCGUAAUUUUCUUGCCGGGAUCUCUAGUGUUAAAAAUCUGAUCAUCUCUCCAUUUACUCUUGAGGUCAUUUAUGAGGACUUAAGAUGUGAGCCACUUCCCUUAUUUCGUAACAUAUCUUUUUUGAGUGUUAACUUCUAUGACGACAGAUGGGAAAUAUUGCCAUUCUUUCUUGAGAGCUGCCCAAAUCUAAAAUCUCUUGUCGUGGAAUCUACUCAUUAUCCAAAGGGGAGAACUAGGAUCUUAUCUCGACCUUGGCAUCUCCUAUCAUCUCUCGAGUAUGUUAAGAUAGAAACGUCAUUGGACAGGAUGGAGAUGAAAUUAGUGAGUUACUUACUUGAGAACUCACCAUUCCUCAAGAAAGUCACUCUAUGUUUGGAAGGUUGUUCCAGAAAGAAAUCUGUCAUCCUCGGAGAAGUCCUUACUAUUCCAAGACGCUCUAGCUCAUGCCAAUUUGUUGUCCUCUGAUCCUCGUUGACCGAACAUACAAGGUUGUCUUUCUGUACUUUUAUUAAUAUGUGAACUCUGUGGUUUCCUUGUCUAUUAUGGUGACUUUGUUGUGUCGUAGAUCUGUAAGAAGAUCAUAUGUUUGUCUUAAAUGUUUCAAUUGAACUAAAAAUGUAAUAAUGUUCAUGUAAGACCUAAGGAUUAAAGUUUCCAGAAA
Molecule: messenger RNA, 1599 nt
Organism: Arabidopsis lyrata subsp. lyrata
Lineage: Eukaryota; Viridiplantae; Streptophyta; Magnoliopsida; Brassicales; Brassicaceae
Product: FBD-associated F-box protein At1g66320-like
Exons: 3
Coding region: 30-1403 (457 amino acids)
Molecular function (GO): protein binding
Source: RefSeq, a predicted model, not a curated record